Cryptomeria japonica (Japanese cedar) is the source of this 1132-nucleotide messenger RNA. RefSeq names its product expansin-A10. The transcript is spliced from 4 exons. Bases 102 to 842 code for a protein of 246 amino acids. Gene Ontology annotation, cellular component: extracellular region. The record is from RefSeq and is a predicted model, not a curated record. Lineage: Eukaryota; Viridiplantae; Streptophyta; Pinopsida; Cupressales; Cupressaceae. Gene Ontology annotation, biological process: plant-type cell wall organization.
CCCUUUCAUACAUUUCAAUGCAAUUCCCUUCUCUAAGCUCUUCCCCAAGCUUUUCUCUUCAAGGCCCUUGAUUUCAAUUGCCUUAGUCUCUAUUGGGAUCAAUGGCCCUCAUUCAACUUCUUCUGCUGGGUUUCUUCUCAAUAGCCAGAUUUGAAUUUGCAUAUGCCUGGACCAGCGCCCAUGCUACAUUUUAUGGAGGCAGUGAUGCAUCUGGCACAAUGGGUGGGGCGUGUGGUUAUGGGAACCUAUACAGCGAAGGAUAUGGCACCCACACAGCUGCUCUGAGCACUGCUCUGUUCAACAAUGGCCUCAGCUGUGGAGCGUGCUAUGCAAUCAGAUGCAAUGAUGAUCCACAGUGGUGCCUUCCCAACACAAUAGUUGUCACUGCUACAAAUUUCUGUCCACCCAACAAUGCACUACCUAACAAUGCAGGGGGAUGGUGCAAUCCUCCACUCGAACAUUUCGAUUUGUCAGAGCCUGUGUUUGAGCACAUUGCUAAAUACAGGGCCGGGAUUGUCCCAGUUAUGUACCAAAGAGUGCCCUGCCAUAGAAGGGGUGGAAUUCGAUUCACCAUUAAUGGUCACUCCUAUUUCAAUUUGGUGCUGAUCACUAAUGUUGGGGGAGCAGGGGAUGUUCACGCAGUGGCCAUCAAGGGGUCUAGAACAGGGUGGCAGCCAAUGUCAAGGAAUUGGGGCCAAAAUUGGCAGAGCAACAGCUAUUUGAACGGACAGAGCUUGUCUUUUCAAGUCACCACCAGCGAUGGGAAGACAGUUACCUCCUACAAUGUGGUGCCCAGUGGCUGGCAAUUUGGCCAGACUUUUAGCGGUCAUCAGAUUUACUAACCAGCUUAGGAGCAUCAUACUAUAUCUAAUCUUUAUUUAUGCAUGUAGCAACGUGGGCAGCGAGAUCGGCUUAGUUUUCUGGGCUCUGUCCAUUCAUUCAUGCCCGCAGCUCAAUCAUUGUAAUUAAUGAUUAUCUUGUGCUGUGACCAAUUGAUGGCAAGAGGGAAUAAUAUAUAUAUAUAUAUGGUUAUUAUAUAUAUGAUUUGUAGUGUAUUGGGCUAAAGCCCCUGGCAGAGAUGUAAUAAAUGUUUUGUAUGAGUAAAUGAAUUUUAAUGACAUCUAUGAGAUCA